Molecule: messenger RNA, 345 nt
Organism: Amphimedon queenslandica
Lineage: Eukaryota; Metazoa; Porifera; Demospongiae; Haplosclerida; Niphatidae
Product: ubiquitin-conjugating enzyme E2 D2B-like
Exons: 4
Coding region: 1-309 (102 amino acids)
Source: RefSeq, a predicted model, not a curated record
AUGCAGGAGGAAGAUCAGAUCAAGAAUGAGCCACCUGUUGGCUGUCAUGCUGAGUCAGUCUCAGAGAAUUAUGGAACAUGGAAAGCAACAAUACUAGGACCUGAAGGGACACCUUAUGAGAAUGGUCUCUUCUAUUUAAAAAUGGAAAUUUAUGAAGAAUAUCCCUUUAAACCACCAAAAGUGUGGUUCACUACUAAGAUAUAUCAUGUGAAUGUUGAUUCUGAUGGUUGGAUUAGUUUAGAUAUACUCAAUGAUGGGUGGAGUCCAGCCUUAAAAAUAUCAAAAAGUACAACAAUCAUUAUCCAAUAAUACCAGCCUCCAUUACUUACUGUAUAUACUAUACAU